AUGAAAAAAGGAGUUAUUGCAGCUAAGAUAUUUUCAUUAAGUAGUUCUGCACUUGGUGUUGUAAUGAUACCAGUUUUAACAAAUUACCUCUGGGUUGCAGCAUCAGAAAAACCAUCAAUGUUGUUUUUUACAGUAUUGGCAAAUUCAUUUCUUGGUUUAUUAACAUUUACACCAUUAUUGUUACAUUUUUUGGUUAAAAGAUUUGUUUGCAAUAUUUAUUAUAAUCAUGAUACAGAAACAUUUACCUCUGUACAUUAUAAUUUUUUUUUAAAAAAAAUGGCAUUACAAUUUAAGGCUUCUGAUGUUGCUGAUGGUGAUACAGCUCCUGAAGCAAAAAAAUUAUAUAUACCAUUAGCUACAUUAUUUAUUAAAGGAAAACCUUUUAUAGUAACUUUAGAUAAAAAUCAAUAUAGAGAUCAGUUAGCUUUUGAAAAAAUGACAAAAGGAAUCAAAAUACCAGAAGGUGCUGAUUAA
Molecule: messenger RNA, 474 nt
Organism: Strongyloides ratti
Lineage: Eukaryota; Metazoa; Nematoda; Chromadorea; Rhabditida; Strongyloididae
Product: Protein of unknown function DUF1301, TMEM70 family-containing protein
Exons: 2
Coding region: 1-474 (157 amino acids)
Biological process (GO): mitochondrial proton-transporting ATP synthase complex assembly
Cellular component (GO): mitochondrial membrane
Source: RefSeq, a predicted model, not a curated record